ACCACGGGCUCUAGGCUUUAGGUUAUGUCGUCGUGUUUAUAAUCGUUCCGAUCAAAUUGAUCCGCGCUCAUCUCCCCUCGCGCGCACGAUCCGUCAUCGGCGGAUUUCAGGCGGAUCGCCUGAGCGAAAUAUGAGAAGGAUACACAUCGUGACAUCGACUGGGACAUCGGCCGAAAAAUCCGCAGCCGAGCUAUUGUGUCGUGUUCGCGAGCUAAUUAAAUAACGACCCAAGAAUACAUCCGUGUUAUGAGUGUUGGUUUAUCCAUGUAUGAUGGCUUGGAGAGUGAGAAUACUCUUGAUAAUGGCCUUGAUAGCACCGGGAGUACUACAAAGAAAUUAACUAGAGGUAUCUCCCGUGCAACUGAAAAUGCCGCAAUUGUGUCUUAUGCUCGCUCGCAAUUGGCAGCUUUAGGGGCUCUUGAUACACCAGAAUACACAUUUUCAUUGCCAGACUUAUCUGUAUAUCCAGAUUCAUUUCGCAAAUUUUUGGAGAAGGAUCUUUUAGAGAACGGAUGUCUCAGUUCCUUGGAAGCUGCAGGUCGUUUAAAUUGGUGGUACAAAAGUGGAAGCACCAGAAUCCUUUGGCCAUUGGCAACAUCAGGAGAUGGCAACUGUCUACUUCAUGCUGCGUCAUUGGGGAUGUGGGGUUUUCAUGAUAGAUUACUUACCUUAAGAGAAGCAUUGCAUAAUACUUUGACCAAAGGAGAAUAUAGACAUGCUCUUUUUAGGCGAUGGAAAUGGUGGCAAACAGGCCUAAAUGCAGCUGCUGGAUUAUCGUAUACGGAAGCGGAAUGGCUAUCAGAAUGGCAAAGUAUAGUGGAUAUGGCCUCUCCUACAAUCAGAAACCAAACCGCUGCCUCUUAUCAGAGUCUCGAAGAGAUACACGUUUUAACCUUGGCCCAUGCUUUAAGAAGGCCUAUAAUAGUCAUUGCGGAAACUAUGCUGAAGGAUGCUGAUGGAGUAGCCUUAGCACCAAUUCCGUUUGGUGGAGUGUAUUUGCCUUUGGAAGUACCACCUUCGGAUUGUCAUAGAACUCCUUUAUUUCUAGCAUAUCAUUCUGCUCAUUUUUCCCCACUUGUGACUGUAGACAGAUGCAAUGAUUAUGGCACCGCAUGCGGCGAAGGUGUCAGUAUACCACUAGUGGAUCCAGACACAGGAAAAUUAUUGCCAGUCUUAUUCGCUGUAGAUCCUGGUCCUGACUGGGAUUGGGUAGAAGGUUCACGAGAGUUGUUAACUUGUACACAGGAUACUAUGGAGAUCUUGUUGCGACAGUAUUUGGACUGCGAGUAUCAAAGUUUUACAUCCGAAGAUAUUGACAGGCUUUCCGAUACAGAUGGUCCUUUGUCGAAGACAGCAAAGCAACUGUUAGAGGUCGCGAAACAAUUCGGUUCUAUUGGUAAAUCUGUCAGUAAAAAAAUAUGGUCUAUGACUAAUAAGAGGCCAAAAAGCCCGCCUUCUUCGAGCGGCGGAAUUUCCACAGAAGGUUUGUUGUGUGUGAGGAUAAAAAGUAGACGUCAUCAGUUCGUGGAUCAAAUGCUUCAGAAUUAUCUACAAUGUGCUCAUGCAAGAUAUUUGCAGGAUCAUCAGGUAGACGAUACAGGUAGCGAAUUGAAUUAUGGUGCUGGAAAAUCUAAAUUUUACGCUGCCAGCGAUCGCGGUAGUCAUGCGAGUGUUAGCAAACUGUUACCCACUAACACAAAUAAAGAUCACACGCUUUAUCUUUCGAGAUCCACAUUUUAUAAUGACCAAUCUUCGUCAAAUAAUAUGGGGCCAGAGAUUUGGAACAGUAGUAACAAUUUAAAGGGCACUGUACAGGAGUGCCGCAGCGAACACUGCCAAUUCUUUGGAUCGCCGGAAAACGGAUACUAUUGCUCGCAGUGCUCGGCUAAUCGAAGUUAAGCAACCGUCCUUAAUCACACAUGACAAUAAUCUCGAUUUAAUAUCGCUCGAAUUAAGUUAUUAAAUAAUUAAUAUAAUAUUAGAGAUAUAAGAUAUACAAGAGAUAAAGCUUAUGAAAAAUAUCCCACCAACCUAUUGUCGGUAACAUUACGCUAUUUGUUUUUAAUUUUAUUUCUUUUUUCAUGUUUUCUUGUAUUUAUUAACAUUUUCCAUUCGAAAACGGCAUAUCAGAUGCACAGGGUUCAAGUAAAUGACAAUGCGUUUAUAGUACAUCAUCGCAUUUCCAAGUGAUGAAAAAUUUACAAACUUAGCAAUCAGAGAACAAAAGUUUUCUUUUCGUUUUUUUUUUUAAAUUUCGAUAUUGUGCCUUCUGUCGUGUAUGCGCGGAACGAAAAAUGGAAAUACUCCUUUAUAUACUAGUUAUAAAAACCUUUACACCCACAACUACCUCCACAGUUUUCAAUUAUAGAGUGUGGUCGGUAUAUAUAAUUAUUAGUGUUUUAUAAUUAUUUGUGGAUUCCAAAGGUUGAUGCGGAAAUAUUAUAUUUAUAAUCUCAAUGUCCUGUGCAAUUGCUGUGUAUGUAAGCUGUGUGAAAAAUAAACCAUAUUUUUAUAUAC
Formica exsecta is the source of this 2517-nucleotide messenger RNA. Its product is annotated as OTU domain-containing protein 7B-like. Lineage: Eukaryota; Metazoa; Arthropoda; Insecta; Hymenoptera; Formicidae. The record is from RefSeq and is a predicted model, not a curated record. Gene Ontology annotation, molecular function: cysteine-type deubiquitinase activity; DNA binding; K63-linked polyubiquitin modification-dependent protein binding. The coding region runs from base 247 to 1899 and encodes 550 amino acids. Gene Ontology annotation, cellular component: cytoplasm; nucleus. The transcript is spliced from 9 exons. Gene Ontology annotation, biological process: protein K48-linked deubiquitination; protein K11-linked deubiquitination; protein K63-linked deubiquitination.